GAGAAGCUGUAAACGUACUUCAUUGUCCCCUCUUCCUUCUACGUCCCGUUUGCAUUGAGACUGUCGUAUACCCCCAACACUACCAUCUCCUCCUCGCCCACCAUGGCAUCCUCAGAUGAGAAAAAUUACUACAAUGAGAAAGACGCAUCCUACGUUGUCGAGCCUCCUGUCGAGGAGCCCGUUGGAGUUGGUCGCGUGACUGGUCUCAAGAGACGUCUGCCCCGCUUCAGCCUUGAGGUUCGUCAGGAGGAAAGUAGUUUUGCUGCCACAAAGAGCGCCUCGAAUGCCGACUUCGAUCCAAUCCCUCCAUCAAAGCGUACCUGGAACUGGGGCGCAUAUGUGGCCUACUGGAUGGCCGAUGCUUGGGCUGUCUCGAACUGGGAAGUCGCUUCUUCCAUCAUCGCCGUCGGCCUCAGCUGGAAAAUGGCAAUCGGAGCCUGCGUCCUGGGCAACUUUAUCAUGGGUCUCGUCAUUACCAUCAAUGGCAGAAUGGGUGCCAGACUUCACACUCCGUUCCCUGUUCUCUCACGCAUGCCAUUUGGCUACUACUUCAGCUACUUCGUCGUCGUGUCCCGCUGCGUCCUCGCCAUCGUCUGGCUCGGUGUCCAAACCACGACUGGGGGUCAAUGCAUGACCGUUCUACUCACAGCUAUCUGGCCAAGCUUUGCCAACAUUCCUAAUCACAUACCUGCGAGCGAGGGGAUCACUACAGCAGGAAUGGUUGGCUUUUUGCUCUACUUCCUGCUCCAACUUCCCUUCUUGUGCAUACCAUACACCAAGGUCCAAUACUUUUUUGCUUUCAAGAGUAUUAUUGCCCCAAUAAUUUUCUUGGCCAUUUUUGGUUCUACAUUGCACAAGGCCGGCGGCACCAUCAGUAACAGCACAGUCAUCACUCAAGGCACCACUUUGAGCGGUUCGACCCUUGCAUGGGCCUUCUUCGGCAAUCUCAAUGGAGUCUUGGGCAACUACGCCACCUUGGGCCUAAACAUCGCCGAUUUUUCGAGGUACUCCAACAAGCCCAGCGCACAGAAUGUCCAAGCCAUCGUGAUCCCCGUAAUCUUCACUAUUGUUGGAUUGCUCGGCAUCUUCACUGCCGCCGCCUCUCAGACGGCGUAUAACGAAAUCAUCUGGAACCCCAUCGUAAUCAUCAAUCUCUGGAUGAAGUCGGGGUCCCACGGUGGCCGGGCUGCUGCGGCCUUUGGCGCCAUCGGCUUGAUCAUCGUCACCCUCGGUAUCAAUAUCUCUGCCAACUCCAUAAGCGCAGCCAACGACCUCAUGUCUUUCUGUCCCAAGUACAUCAACAUCCGCCGUGGCCAACUGCUUGCUGCCGUCAUUGGUAGCUGGGGCUUUGUUCCGUGGAAAAUCCUCGCAUCAGCCGCAAAAUUCCUUGCAUUCCUCGGCGGUUACACCAUUUUCCUGGGUCCCAUGACAUCAAUCCUUAUGACUGAUUACUACAUUGUUCGGCGGGGUAAAGUGUCCGUACCUGACAUGUACAACUUCCACGGCAUAUACCGCUAUUCACCCAGAUUCGCCACCAACUGGCGCGCUGUCGUCGCCUUCUUUAUCGGCUGCAUUCCCCCGCUUCCCGGGUUUGUCAACAAUAUUGUUGAGGCUGGCAACGGCAAGACAAGCGUCUCUUUGGGCGGUCAACACCUUUUCGCCAUCGGGUAUAUCUACUCCUUCAUUGCCGCCGGCGUCUUUUACUGGGGUUUCAAUCGCUUCUUCCCACACACCGAGUCCAUCAUGGACCAUGCCGAGACGGGCGAGGACAUUAUUGCGGCCAACGAUGCCAAGAAUAUGGAGGAGCGCCGCGCCAGCUGGGCUGAGCGGAGGCCAAGUGCAGUCUCGAGAUUUUUCCAAGUUUAGAGUCUCCCAAACGACUUCGCCUGGGGAACGUCUGUCGACGCGCAUCCGCAAUUUGGAGCUCCUCCUACACGCCUAUAUUGGUAUGUCCAAUAGCAUUCGACGGGUUGGGCAGCAGUUUGAGAUAUGACUCUUGAAGAGAUGGUGCGAUGAGCCGCUGAGAGCCAGCCAACCUCUGGGCUGUGGUGAACUAUCCACUGGGGACAACGUGAAUCACGAUCUCUAAAAUAUUCUGCGGGUCUAUACACAAUGGAUUUUAGCGAGCAAUGUAGAAACACAUGUCUGGCACGGAAUCUGGGACAUCCGAUUAUUAGGGGCAAGACGAGGCCCUCAUUGCUUAGAUCAUAGUGCCGCUCAGGCAUUGCUCAAAUGAGGUCUAUUUACCGGACACACCCGCAGCUUUGGU
Molecule: messenger RNA, 2269 nt
Organism: Cladophialophora immunda
Lineage: Eukaryota; Fungi; Ascomycota; Eurotiomycetes; Chaetothyriales; Herpotrichiellaceae
Exons: 10
Coding region: 103-1866 (587 amino acids)
Biological process (GO): nucleobase transport; transmembrane transport
Cellular component (GO): plasma membrane
Molecular function (GO): nucleobase transmembrane transporter activity
Source: RefSeq, a predicted model, not a curated record